This is a messenger RNA of Penicilliopsis zonata CBS 506.65, 4548 nucleotides long. RefSeq lists its product as hypothetical. The record is from RefSeq and is a predicted model, not a curated record. Gene Ontology annotation, cellular component: plasma membrane; endoplasmic reticulum; cytoplasm. The coding region runs from base 184 to 4410 and encodes 1408 amino acids. Gene Ontology annotation, molecular function: protein binding. The transcript is spliced from 6 exons. NCBI's taxonomy places the organism in Eukaryota, Fungi, Ascomycota, Eurotiomycetes, Eurotiales, Aspergillaceae.
UCGGCGCUUCGCACGACUGACCGACUCUAGAAGAACCUCACACACCGCGACAACCUCUCUUCUCAAGUAUAUACUACAUUCACACCGUCCUUCUGCUGGGGUGCUUUCGGACUGGACCGAGCUCCUCGCUGAUUUCUCCUUUUCUGGUUCGGCAUCAAUGUUUGGCUGAAGGUAGACAGCUAGAUGUCGACUCAGCCGCAGAAUCCAUUACCCCAGGUCGGGAAGCUCGUCAGCGUUGUUCCCGUUGGAUUGAAGGAGGCGGCCCUCGACUCCCCCACAUUCCGUGCCACCACCGUCCAUUUUGCGGAUCAGAUCGAGUACCUGGAGAGAUGGCUCGAUGGCUACGCGAGGGCCACGACUAAGCUCACCACAGAGCUUGCGGCGUUAGAGAGUGCUGUGAGCAGUUUCACCGCGUAUUCCAUCAACCCCCUUACCACCUCCGAGGCGGUGAUCGACCAUGAUUAUACCCUGCUGGCGAUGAAAAGAUGUGGAGACUGCUCCAAGGAAUUAUGGAACGGCCUGAUCAGCACCAGCAAGAGACUCGACGCUGAAGUGGCUGAUCCUAUCAGGAAUUUCAUAAAUGGGGAACUGCGGAAUUUCAAGGAGACUCGACGUAUUCUCGAUCAGGCCCAGAAACACUACGAUUACCUUCAGUCGCGCUAUUCCGGACAAAAUAAAACAAAGGAGCCGUCGGCACUGAGGGAGGAUGCCUUCCAGCUCCACGAAUCCCGCAAGGCUUAUCUCAAGGCUUCGCUCGACUUUUCGGUGCAGGCCCCGCAGCUCCGCAAUGCCUUAGAUCGACUACUGGUGCGGGUGUCGUUUGAUCAGUGGCGAGAGCUCAAGAUCUUACACCUCAAUAACGGUGCAACUUUUGGAAAAUGGGGCCAAGAAAUGGACCGGAUCAAGGGCUGGAUCCACGAGAUGGAAGGGAGCGAAAGGUCAUCGCGGCGAGAGCUUCUCGCUGCCAGAAAGCAGAUAGAGGACUCGGCAGAGCUGGCAGCCAGACCGUCGCGAGAACUAGACGAUUAUUCCAUCUCCACAGUGCCCUACCUGGGCACUCGACCUCCAUCUAAUCUGGACAUGACAGGCGAAGUCCGGCCGGAGAAACAGGGAUGGCUGAAUCUACGGACUCUCGCGGGCAAACCAACGCGCACGACCUGGGUCCGGCGCUGGGCGUUCUUGAAGAAUGGAAUAUUCGGAUGUCUUGUUCAGGGGGCCAGGACUGGAGGUGUUGAAGAAAGUGAGAGAAUCGGUGUGUUGCUCUGCAGCAUCCGGCCGGCGUUCCAGGAGGAGCGUCGGUUCUGUUUCGAGGUGAAGACCAAAAAUAAUAGCAUCAUGCUGCAGGCGGAGACACAAAAAGAGCUCACAGAAUGGAUCGGCUCGUUCGAAGCAGCCAAGCAGAAGGCCCUGGAGAACCCCGCCAGCACGGAUCUCUCGAUCUCCGGGAAAGUCACCGUCCAAGAUCCAGCCUUUUCCAUUUCUCAGCCGCCGGCACCUGAGUUCGCCGCUGAUCCUGCGGACAGUCUUACACCGAACGCGCAUGAUGAAUCUGGCACCUCGGACCGCAAUGGCAUGCUUCCUCUUCCGGAGCGAGAGGGGUUGGCUAUACGCAAUAGCAGCGAUUUUGGGAGCUCCAGACGAUUGACUGGUACAGAACCGGAGAAGGAUCAUGCUUCCCGAAUAAUCCAGAAGCUCGACCUACAUCGCAAGUCGAAUUCUAAUUAUCAACCGUCACCAACCUCGCCGAGCGGUGGGAUCGCCAGUCUCAUCGCCGCCAGUCAUAACGUUCUGCCAAACAUUGGCUCUUGGCCAUUUAGUGGGCUUGAUGGAGAGACGGCAAGCAAAGGCCAUCCUCUGGCGGUUCUCGAAACCGCCCCAACGACUCUCGCACCGCCAACCCUAGCCAAUCCACCUGCCCCUACAAGUAUGAGCAAAGCCGCCGUCGUUGUGAGUUAUGAAAGAGGUAUUGGGCUCGGGCUCGCAGACAGCACUGGAGGAAUGCCUAGCGGCAUGAUGGCGAACCUGUGGGGUAGUUCCAACUGGGGGUUCUUGAACAAGCUGGAAUACGAAGCCGGGCAAGCCGACGUGAAAGAUCAAGCCGAUGAAGCCGAUCAAGCUUCUUCAUCGGUGCAGCAGCCGUCAUCUUCUUCCGAAAACUUGCCAAAGAAUGCUGUUUCUACUGACGUGAAACUUUCUGAGCCUCCCGCACCUCCCACACCUCCUCGACAACAGAUGUCUGGUCCUCGACACCGUCAAACGGUCAGUCUAGACAACAGCGCAGCCAAGAUCCAACGCGCCGCCAUAGGUGCAUCCCCUGAAUAUCCAGACUACUACCCCCCGCGGCUCAAAACCCAGGACUCCCAGUUUCGUCUGCUUUUCCCCAACGUUAAACGAGACGAACCUCUGGUCAUGGUGUUCCGAGCAACCUGGGGUCCGAAUGACCAGCAGGAGUUUCCCGGGCGCGCCUAUGUCACCAGCAAGAACGUGUUCUUCUACAGCCACUAUAAUGGCCUGGUGUUAACAACAAGCUGUCCAUUGAAGAAUAUCGCCGAGGUGACAGCUGCCCCUGGGCGGGACUGUGAUUUCCUGUUCCUGCACACCAAUCCGCCCAGCGGAACCGUUGCUCCCGGUCGCAUCACGAUCAAGACGUUCCUCGAGCCCCUCCGGCUCCUUCAAAAACGUCUUAACUUCAUGGUUCGGGAGUCAACAGCAAUCGAGCCGAUGUCUCUGGACUCCGUCUUCAAAGCUCUGCUCAAAAUGGAGUCGGAGGCACCCGUUCGAACCCCAAGUCUUGACAGCUGGGAGGACAUCUCGCUGCAUACUGCUGCGGACGCUAAUAACGCCGCCGGACCUUCCAGCCAAACGCAUGAUAUCCGGGUGCCGAUCUACAUUGAAAAGGAUCUGGAUCUAAUCGCCGGCAAAGAAGGCCGUGGUAAAGACGCGAUGAAGUUCCGGUUGCCAACUCAGCCAGUGGAGUAUGUGCCACAGGGCAAUCUUCACCUUGCUGCCGAGAAGAUCCUGGACAUCAGCCCUCGCGCACUCUUCCACGUUCUUUUCGGAGAUAAAAGUGCUGUGUGGCAGCUACUAUUGCAUGAACGAAGAGCGAAGGAUAUCACACAGGGGCCGUGGAUUCGUAACGAAUCUCGCCAUCUCAGGCGAGAUUUGCAAUAUUCGAUCGAGACAAGUGACUUGCUCGGUCGCUCACGAGACACGGCAGUCUCAGAUUAUCAAAUUAUCGAUGUUCUCAAUGAACAUCUUUGCUACGUGGUCACUGACAAACGGACUCCCUGGCACUUGCCCUUUAGGCGAUCCUUCAGGUUGGUGAGCAAGAUUGUGAUCACGUUCGUGUCCAAGUCGAAGAGUAAGCUCGCGAUCUAUACGAAAGUCGAGUGGCUACGCAGUCCCUACGUUCUUCAAAGAGUCGUCGACAAGCAAGCAGCGAACGACCUGGAACAAGACGCCUUGGACUUGGUUGACCUUGUCAGUGACCAGGCUCGAAGGCUAGGCGUCCACAGCCGGACCAAGAAAGCCAUUACGAUAUUUGGCCAUGUCGGACGUCAAACACAGACAUCACGAUUUACUGGCGCUGGUGUCAAUUUGAAGCUCGAGAAAGGGCGGUGUCGGACCCAACGAACGCUGGCCCGACUGGUGUUUGAGAUUUGCAUUUCGUUCCUGGAGAGUGCCAUUUCUUCGGUGAUGAUAUGGACGUUUGCGCUAUUGCGUUGGAUCUGGAAAACAGCGAACGCGAACCAGAUCAUUCUCUUGCUCUUGACCGCCAGCAUGGCCUUCAACGGCUUCUAUUCUCUGCGAGACACGUACGACUGGUGGCACGAGCGCAAUGCGGGGCGGUUUGUCUCCCGGAUGGGAAUCAGGCCGGACACCGUGAUGAGCAAAGCCAUUUAUGUGAGAGACAUCGACGAGGCGAUCACGAAUUCGACGAUCUGGCACCGGCAAGCAGACCACAACGCGACAGAUUGCUUCGCCACCUUCCAAGAGGAGCUGAGCCAGGAUCGAACAAACGCGUUCUCAUUGGCCGCCGCCUCAGGACCCCGGGACUUCAUGACCAAAGCGGCAACCAAGCGGUUCCAGCAGACCCGUGAACAGCUAGGCAUGUACCGACACGACCUGGUCGUGGCGCUGCGGGUCGUGAACAGCAUCGAACGGGAGGUGAUCCAGAGCGAAUGGGAACGCUGGUUGCGAGAGGAGAUGCGACGGUGCCGACAGGUCGAAACCCUCCUCAACCGAGAUGAGUUGGAGAGCGGCAGCGCGGAAGCCGGUCAUGAGAUCUUUGCAGAACACACCGACGGCGUCAGAGAAUGGUAUGAGAUGUAUUGCGCCAGUUGUCGGCGGGAACAGGAGCAUGUCGACCGAAGUCCUCCGAGUAACGUUUUCGAGAAAACCAGAGACUGAUUGGACAGACCGCCUGCUUUUCUUUUCGCUCUCUCUUUCCUUUCCUUUCUUUUCUUUCUUUCUUGUGCUCGGCCUCUGUUAAGUCUGAUAACGAUACCCGGCCCCGAUUGCAGCUUGUACAGGACUUAAUCCUGAAUA